GCGUUGCUCUCCACACGAACGCCAGGACUCGACAUGUUGCGCGACUUACUCCUGAAGAGCUGACACGGAAUCCUCACAUCUCACAAUGGCUUCAAUACUGCGGCAGAUUGUCGCCGGCCCACGUGCGCGGCACGCUGAAGCUGGCCUCGACAUGUGCUAUGUCACAGACAAUAUCAUCGCCACAUCAGGCCCCAGCGGCACAUAUCCUCAGCGCGCAUACCGAAAUCCUCUCGACUCCCUCGUGAAGUUCCUCGACUCAAAACAUGGCGAAGACUGGGCGAUAUGGGAGUUUCGUGCUGAAGGUACUGGCUAUCCAGACAGCGAGGUCUACAAUCGCGUAUAUCACUACCCCUUUCCCGAUCACCAUCCGCCGCCCUUCGCCCUCAUACCAAACAUCAUGGCCAGCAUGCGCAACUGGUUGAAGGCAAAGGAAGGGCGCGUUGUUGUUGUUCACUGCAAAGCCGGGAAGGGCCGAUCAGGUACAGCGAGCUGCAGCUACCUGAUGAGUGAGGAAGGCUGGCCCAUGGAGAAGGCCCUACAGCGAUUCACAGAGCGGCGCAUGCGGCCUGGCAUGGGCUACAAGGGCGUCAGCAUCCCAAGUCAGUUGCGAUGGCUCACUUAUGUUGAUCGCUGGACAAAACACGGCAAGAUGUACGUUGAGAGGCAGGUCGAAAUUCUGGAAGUGCACUGCUGGGGUCUGAGAGACGGCGUCAAGAUCCAGAUCGAGGGCUUUGUUGAGGACGGCAAGCUUAUCAAGAACUUCCACACAUUCACCAAGGAGGAACGAGAGAUCGUGAGGGGCGAAGUAAAGACAACAGGUAUGGCACAAGCAGUCCACGAGGUCAUGUACAAGAAUGGUUUGGCCGGGUCAUCUGGCAAGGCCAAUGCACAGGUCGAUGGCCAGAGUGAAUCCAAGAACGCCAGCAGGUCCUCUCUGGAGACACCACGAAACGCAGAUGGCGCCGCGACGCCUAGGGAAAACUCGAAAGAGAGCCUCACACCAGGUACGGGCGAUGUCGUCUUCCGGCCUUCAAAGCGCGUUGUGCUGCCCACGAACGAUAUCAAUAUCGACGUCGAGCGUCGCAACAAAGCUGCUUUCGAUCUCACAAUGGUCACCGCAGUCGCACACGUUUGGUUCAACACAUUCUUCGAGGGCAGCGGCGCGGAGAAGAACGGGACAGCAGACGAAUCCGGUGUCUUCGAGAUCGACUGGAGCGCAAUGGAUGGCAUCAAGGGCUCAUCACGCAAGGGCACACAGGCUUUUGAGCGCAUCGCUGUCGUCUGGCGCGCACUCAGCGCUGAGGAGGGGCGGCCUGGUGUCCUCAUUACAGAGCCAAAGGAAGGCGAGGAAGUGCGACAAACAGGACCCACAGACUGGAAGGGUACAAAGGGUGUCGAGCCGAGCGAGGGCAAGGAUCUUGGCCUGAGAUCUUCGAGCCCAGACAACUUAGAGCUCGACGUCAACCAAACAGAGGCCAUCAAGAGGGCGAACGAGAAGAACAAAACAACAGUGCCAGUACCUGAUCGCAGGAAUAGUGACGAGAGCGACGACAGCGACACAAGAGAUGUUCGAUCGCACGGCCCCAACGGCGAGGAGGUCCUUCAGUACCCAAGAUCAACAAGAACAAGCAUAGAAGCCAGUGAUAAGAAGAGCGACUCAUACACAACAGCCUCACAACCCACAAUAUUAAGUCAGACGGAUGGUGUAGCGGCGACAACAUCGAGGCCUUCUUCCAGAGGGUCGCACAGAGGCGCAAGCCACGUUGAGAAGCUGAUUGAUAACGUCAAAUAUCACGUUUCUGGGGCUGCAUCAACCAGUGAGCUGCCUGACGGCAGACCUGAGAGCGAGAUGAAGAGCGCGAAAGAACACCAACUUGGACAUCUGGGAAAGAGCAAGCUGUCGAACUGAGGCGUGCCAAUGCGGCUCGACCAGAAGCCCGAGUGACCUCCAGCACAACGUGCCAUAGGACGAGGCUCUGGCUGCUGAUGGUUUGGGGACUCGAUUUUAAAAAAAAAAAAGUGGUGCAGCGUAUCAGGUUCGUGCACGAAGCACUUUCGCGUAGACGCUGCAGCUUGCGGGUGCAUUGCAGGCGCGUUGUGUUGUGUACAGCACGGGCGCACGUGCUAGUGGGUAUCGACUUCCCUCCUGUGUUGAAGGCGAAUCGUUUUGCUUUGCUUUCGAUAUACCAUUGUAGCAACAACGUCAUGCUUAUUUACCGAUCAAUUGUGCUGCGCAUGUUCGUUCUGGG
Molecule: messenger RNA, 2249 nt
Organism: Didymella exigua CBS 183.55
Lineage: Eukaryota; Fungi; Ascomycota; Dothideomycetes; Pleosporales; Didymellaceae
Exons: 3
Coding region: 86-1909 (607 amino acids)
Biological process (GO): phosphatidylinositol dephosphorylation; negative regulation of cell population proliferation; protein dephosphorylation
Cellular component (GO): cell projection; plasma membrane; cytosol
Molecular function (GO): phosphatidylinositol-3,4,5-trisphosphate 3-phosphatase activity; protein tyrosine/serine/threonine phosphatase activity; protein tyrosine phosphatase activity
Source: RefSeq, a predicted model, not a curated record